AUGGUCGCCGAAUGGGAGGAUAUCUGUGCUGCAUGGGAGGCUGAUAAGGUUCCUAAGACGGUGCUGAACCCCUUCUGUGUUCAGAGCGAUGAUUUGACCGAGGAUGAGGUUCAUAAAGAGUUGGCCGAGGAAGAGGAGGCUCGCAGGCUGCAAUGGGGGACAGGUGGUUCAUGA
Desarmillaria tabescens is the source of this 174-nucleotide messenger RNA. RefSeq lists its product as uncharacterized. The transcript is spliced from 2 exons. NCBI's taxonomy places the organism in Eukaryota, Fungi, Basidiomycota, Agaricomycetes, Agaricales, Physalacriaceae. The record is from RefSeq and is a predicted model, not a curated record. The coding region runs from base 1 to 174 and encodes 57 amino acids.